This is a messenger RNA of Uranotaenia lowii, 1383 nucleotides long. RefSeq lists its product as uncharacterized. Lineage: Eukaryota; Metazoa; Arthropoda; Insecta; Diptera; Culicidae. Gene Ontology annotation, molecular function: nucleic acid binding. The record is from RefSeq and is a predicted model, not a curated record. Bases 1 to 1383 code for a protein of 460 amino acids. The transcript has a single exon. Gene Ontology annotation, biological process: DNA integration.
AUGAGCGUUGCGGUUCACAAUCGAGGAAAAUCGACAGAACAACGAAAUGAUCUACCGAAACAAAGCAUUCUUCGCCAAAUGUCACCGUACUUGGAUGAAAACGGCGUUCUUCGUGUCGACAGCCGUAUCGGUGCAGCAAAACGUGUGUCAACGUGCACUAAGUAUCCAGUGAUUCUUCCUCAAUACCAUCGACUAACCGACUUGAUCAUAGACUUCUACCAUCGAAAAUACAUCCACUGCAACUUCGAAACCGUCGUCAAUGAGUUGCGCCAGCGAUUCUACAUUCCCCGUAUUCGACAAACAGUGAAGCGUGUCCUUCGACAAUGCCAGUGGUGUAAAAUCUAUAAAUCCAAACCCCAGGUUCCUCGGAUGGCACCUUUACCGGAAGCAAGACUUGCCGCAUAUACUCGUCCCUUCAGUUACACUGGUCUGGACCUAUUUGGACCAAUAUUAGUGAAGUCUGGGAGACAAGCGUUGAAAAGAUGGGUCGCUCUCUUCACAUGCUUGACCAUCAGAGCUGUGCACGUAGAGGUCGUUUACAGUUUGAGCACCGAGUCGUGCAUUAUGAGCAUUCGUCGUUUCAUCGGAAGGCGAGGAGCUCCAAUCGAGAUCCAUUCAGACAAUGGGACAAAUUUCCGGGGCGCUGACAAUAUCCUGCAACAACAAGUCCGACAGUUCCACGAAAACAUGGCAGUCACGUUCACCAACGUGGAUACGAAAUGGGUAUUCAUUCUACCAGGCACUCCUCACAUGGGCGGUUCGUGGGAGCGCCUGGUACGCUCUGUGAAAACAGCGCUAGAGGGGAGCAUGAUUCCGGGAAGAAAGUUGGACGACGAGGCCUUCUACACACUGCUGGUAGACGCUGAAGGAAUCGUCAACAGUCGACCGUUGACCUACUUACCCAUCGAGUCAGAAGAAGCAGAAGCACUAACUCCCAACCAUUUCUUGUUGGGAAGCAGCAAUGGUGUCAAACAACCGGAGUCGGGACCGAUCAGCGAAGCCAAUGGGUUGAGAAACGCGUGGAGCCAGAUAAAUCUACAGCUUGAUCGCUUUUGGAGUCGUUGGGUGCGCGAAUACCUCCCGACCAUGACGCAACGGUCUAAAUGGUUCGGUGAGACGAAACCGGUUCGUUUGGGAGACUUGGUUGUUGUAGUAAAUGAAGCAAGGAGAAAUGGCUGGGCUCGAGGGCGGGUGUUGGAACUGGUUCCUGGGUCAGAUGGGCGCAUUAGAAGGGCAGUCGUGCAGACAAAUAAGGGACUCACUCGUCAAUCUGUUGCAAAGCUAGCAGUCUUAGAGGUCGCACAAGGAGGAAACCCUGGAUCUAACACUUCAGAUACCAGUGUUACGGGAGGGGGGAUGUUGGAAACUGGCACCCCUGCCUAA